AUGCAUCAAGUCCAGUCUUCAAAAGCACAAGGAAGACAAAACAGGACAUGCGAAAUGGAAACAAAUAUAUUGUUUCGAAAUGUAGUUCAUAAGUUGAAGAAGGUGAAGUUGGCACUUAAAGAGCUGAAUAGGAGUGGUUUUCCUGAUAUCCAAGCUGCUGAUCUUCAAGCUUAUCAUGACAUGGUUACAGCUCAUAAUGCAAUGCAUCUACAUCCUGCUGACCAGACACUUGCUGAUGCAGAAAUCAUUGCAGAAAAAGCUGCAUGGCUUAAAGAUGGUGAUGAAAAUACUUCUCUCUUUCACCAGAGUAUCAAAGCUAGGAAUGUUCAUAAUCAGGUUUACAGUAUUCAUGACAUGGAUGGGGUAUGGAGAGAUAAUCCUACAGAUAUUUCCCAAGCUUUUUCGAAUUAUUAUACUGAUCUGUUGGGUACCACCCAUACUGAUAGAAGACAUGUGCUUAGGCAUAUUGUUCAUUCUGGUCCUAUGGUUACUGAUGCUCAUAGGGCUAUCCUUAAUGCUCCAUACACAACUGCUGAAGUGAAGAAGGCAUUGUUCUCUAUUCCUGGUCAAGGAAAAUUGUUAAAAGAGCUUAAUCAUACAGUCAUUACUCUCAUUCCUAAGACUAAAUCUCCAAAGAAUAUUUUGCCAGAUUUGAUCAUUGAAAAUCAAGGGGGGUUUGUCCAUGGUAAAUACAUAGUUCAUAAUAUCAUGGUGGUUCAGGACUUGGUGAAGCAGUAUGGUAGGAAGAGUGCUAAGCCUAGCUGCAUGAUGAAGAUUGGUCUUCAAAAAGCCUAUGACACAGUGGAUUGGGAAUUCCUUAAAGAAAUGCUUGUACACUUGGGGUUUCCUAGUGAUUUUUUGGCCCUUGUUAUGGAGUGUGUAUUCACUCCUAAAUUCUCUUUGAUGCUCAAUGGGACAAUGCAUGGUUUCUUCAAGUCAGAAAGGGGUUUAAGACAGGGAGAUCCCAUGUCUCCUCUAUUAUUUGUUCUCUGUAUGGAGUAUCUAUCCAGAAUCCUCAAUAGAAUGAGUGAGUUCCCUCAGUUUCAGUUCCAUCCUAGAGCUUUUGAGCUUUUCUCUGCUUCUUCUGGUUUAUUGGCCAAUAAGCAGAAGUCUUCUAUCUAUUGUUGUGACAUGUCUGAGAAUGAUAUCACCAGAGUUGUAAAUGUUUCUGGUUUUACUAGGAGUAAGCUUCCUUUUAAGUAUUUAGGAGUUCCCAUCUGUGCUAAAAGAAUUUCAGUAGCUCAAUGUGAUGUUCUAGUGGAUAAGAUGAUUGCUAGGAUCAAAGUGUUUAUACUUCCCAAGAGAUUAUUGCAGGAAGUCACUAAGUUUUGUAGAUCAUUUCUAUGGAGUGGCCAGGCUUAUAGUCAUCAAAUUAGUAAUAUCUCUUGGGAAAGUUCUUGUUGUGAUAAGAAACAGGGUGGUCUUGGCUUCAGAGAUGUGAUCACUUGGAACAUUGCAAACAUGGGGAAGUAUGUUUGGGCUAUUGCCUCUAAGCAGGACAAUGUUUGGAUUAAUGGAUUCAUGUUGUGUACAUUAAAGAUGGGGAUUGGUGGGAUUACCUGCCUGCAGCUUCUGCUAGCUGUUUAUGAGAAGAUUAUUGGGCCAAAACCUCUGAUUCAUUGGGAUACCAUGGUUUGGGAUAGGUUGAAUAUUCCCAAACAUAGAUUUAUAUGCUGGUUGGCAGUGCAGGGUAGGCUCCAAACCACUGCAAAAUUGGCAAGAUUUGGUGUAAGCAAUUCUGCAGCUUGUUUUCUCUGUGGACAAGCUGAUGAAGAUCAUACUCACUUGUCUUUGAGUCUGAAGCAGCUUAUGAGAUUCAUUAGUCAUGGCAGAUUGUCUAAAUUCAGGAGGCAAGUUGGUUUUGCAAUGUUAGCUGCUGCAGUUUAUUCUGUUUGGACAAGCAGAAAUAGUAGUUUUUGGAACUCUUCAAUCCCAACUGUGCAGAAUAUUGUAGUUAGGAUUAAGACAAAUGAACCAAGUGGGUCUGAUUCAUUUGAUCUGGUGUAUGUUGGAGAGUGUGAAAAUGAUAAUGGUGAUGCUGUUGGGUCUCCAGGACAACUUUCAUCUGGUUAUCCCUCCUCAAAGAAAGGAGGAAUAACCAAAAAAUCGGCUUCAGCAUCUGAUGAUGCUUAG
Messenger RNA from Spinacia oleracea (spinach), 2133 nucleotides. RefSeq lists its product as uncharacterized. The record is from RefSeq and is a predicted model, not a curated record. NCBI's taxonomy places the organism in Eukaryota, Viridiplantae, Streptophyta, Magnoliopsida, Caryophyllales, Amaranthaceae. The transcript is spliced from 10 exons. Bases 1 to 2133 code for a protein of 710 amino acids.